GUGUGCGUAACUGCGGUUAACUGGAGCGGACUUCAGCUUCCCCGCAUCUUGGAGAAACGAUCCUACUCCCCCCUCUGCUGCCUCUGAGGCUGUGCUCAUCCGCUACAGAUACUAACCCCGGACCUUCUGGAAAGAGGAAGAGAAAGGCUUCACUACUGUUAUUAUUUCUUCUUCUUCUUCUCCUCCUUUUAAGGCAGUUUUGUGUCUGGAAUCAGAGGACUGAGUCAGAGGUGGGAUUAUUUCUGCACGUUUUCCUCCAGUUCUGCAGCGGGUCACCUGGCUCCUCUUGGGAUUCAGGAUUACUUCCAUCGAGUCGUCAGGAGCCAGUGGCGAAUAGGGAGAUGAAGACGUUAUCUCUCCUCUCCCUUCUCCUCCUCUUUGCCUCGGGAGCCUGUGACGAUGUCAAGUACAUCACCAAGAGAAAUUCAGUGGACGGAUGCAUAGACUGGUCGGUGGAUCUGAGGGAGUACCACGUCCUGGCCGGCGAGCCCGUUCGGGUCAAAUGUGCCUUGUUCUACAGCUACAUACGAACCAACUACACCAUGGCCACCAACGCCAAGCUGCGUCUCAUCUGGUACAAGAACAAAGGAGAUGCGGAGGAGCCUAUCAUCUUCUCCGGUCACAGGCUGAGCAAAGAAGACGACUCCAUCUGGUUUAGAUCUGCUGAAGUGGAAGAUAACGGCUUCUACACGUGCGUUCUAAGGAACUCGACAUACUGCAUGAAAGUGUCCAUGUCGAUGACCGUGGAGGAGAGCGACGAGGGGAAGUGCUACAGCAGCAAAAUCCGGCACAUGGAGAAGGCCGAGGUGACCCACAGCAAGAUGAUCACCUGUCCCGACAUCGAAGACUAUCUGGCUCCGUACAAACAACCGCAGAUGACCUGGUAUAAGGAGUGCGAGCGAGUGGAAUGGAGGAGCUCCGUUACUGUCAACACUACGCACGUCUGGAUUCCUGAGGUGGAGGAGGGCGACGCCGGGAACUACACGUGCGAACUGCAGUACGGAUCCAAGCAGGUGCGACGAACAACGCAACUCAAAGUCACAGCGCUCCAGACGACUCGGCCUCCCAAAGUCCUUUUCCCUCCAGAGAGACAAGACACGGUGAUAGAAAUCACCCCUGGUAUGCCCCUGAGUCUGGACUGCAAGGCCUUUUUCGGCUACAGCGCAGAAAACAAGAGACCCAUCAUCUACUGGAAGAAAGGAGAGAAGUACGUGGAAGAGCUGGCAGGACACAUCAAAGAAAGUGAAAUCAUGAUCUUGAGGGAACAUCUAGGCGAGAAGGAAGUGCAGGUGUCGCUGACGUUUGACGCCGUGGAGGAGGCAGAUCUGGCCAACUACACCUGCUACGUAGAGAACCGCAUCGGGAAGCGCAGCGGGAGCGCAAUACUGCAGAAGAAAGAUAUGUAUCGCCUGGAGCUGGCGGGCGGCCUUGGAGUCAUCCUGCUGCUGCUGGGGAUCCUAACCGCGCUUUAUAAGUGCUACAACCUGGAGAUCAUGCUCUGCUACCGGAGACACUUCGGGAGCGACGAGACUGAAGAUGACAACAAGGAGUACGACGCCUACCUGUCCUACACCAAGGUGGACCUGGACUCUUUGGGCAGGACGAGCAGCGAUGAGGAGACCUUUGCUCUGGAGAUUCUGCCCGACGUUCUUGAAAAGCAUUACGGAUACAAACUAUUUAUACCAGACAGAGAUUUAAUACCCAGCAGUACCUACAUUGAGGACUUGGCGCGCAGCGUGGAGCAAAGCAGACGUUUGAUCAUCGUUUUGACUCCAGAAUUUGUUGCCAAAAGAGGCUGGAGCAUCUUCCAGAUAGAGACGCGUCUCCACUCCAUGCUGGUUACAGGAGAGAUCAAGGUGAUCAUGAUAGAGUGUGCAAACUUGAAGAAUGUCAUGAACUACCAAGAGGUGGACGCACUGAAGCAUACGAUCAAGGUCUUAACUGUUAUCAAGUGGAGGGGUCCAAAGAGCAACGAGCUGUCCUCAAAGUUUUGGAAGCAGGUGGUCUAUGAGAUGCCGGCUAAACGCAGAGAGACUCUGUCCAGACGUCAGGUAAUGGACUCUGGUGAACAGGGCCUCUUUGGUGACCUACAGACCACUGUCUCCACCAUCGCCAUGACGACCACCUCUGCCUCACUAGCGCCCCCCAAUGAGAAUCGCCAUGGCCAUCAUCAGGUUGCCUUGGCAACGGAGAUCCCUGACUACAACCAGAUGACCUUGCCACUGGGAGGGGGUCACACUGCUACAGCGGCCCAAAUGCGGCACUUCUGCCGCAGCUACGAGUUCCAGCUUCCCCCACAGCCUUCUUCCAUGUCGCCCCCGCUCCCACUUCCCUCCACGGUGCAGUUCUCCACUCUGGGCCCCGGGGGGCGCCAUGUCUACUGCAACAUCCCCAUGACGCUGCUGAAUGGACAGGGGUUCAGAGCAGUUCACUGGGGAACAAGAGGUGUCUCAGAGCAGUACGCUUGGGAAGAAGCCAGACCUCCACCUGAACAGCACCUUCGUACCGCUCACCAGCAGAGAACUAAGCUCUGACAUCUGGUAGACUGACGGCUCAGUCGGUACCUGUUUACGGGCCGCUGGGCAGACGCCUUCUGGUGGAUUGCUUGUACAACUGGACUUUGUUGGGGGUUAGGGGGUUGACUUUGUACAGACUUGGGAGUUAGACGGCUCCUCGAAAACUGCCUGAGGACUGCUACUGGGUCACUUCAUACCACAUCAUGAACAAAGAACCUCAGUGGGUGAGGCAUGUCUUGAAUCUUAAGAGUACUGGAUAAAGACAAAUUCUAAGAACAAUUGCUCUCUGUGAUGAGGGGAGUGAACUGGCUGCAGACCGACACCAGCUUGGAUUGCAAAAAGUCAACCAUUGCAAAGGGAGUGGUGCUGCUGACUGACCAACAACAUGGCCCACUGGGCAGAGAAAAAUUGAGUUUUUAGACAGAUGCAUGGAUAAAAGUACUAGAAAAGACGGAACAGGGUCCAGGAACCCUAAAUGAUUAGUAUGUGCAAACUCUAGGGACUCUGUUUGUCCAGGCAGCUGCCAAGUUGCAUCUUAGAGCACAAAACGGUUUCUUGAUCGCAGAUUGUUCUCACACCAGCUGCUAUGGAAACCGGUUGACUUGGAGACAACUCUCCACAGAAGGGUCAGUCGGCUGAAUUCUGUCAUUCUUUUCCUGAAUGUAGGUCAGUCUUUGGGAAAUCAGCCUACCUGUUGACUACUGUAGGAGUUUUGGGAAAAUACUCCACCUUAAAACAAAAAGUCAACCUCUUGAAGCACUAUAACUAGCUAGCUGGUUUGGCUCAUAGAAACCGAACCGGUUGACUUUGAAAUGGUUUUUUUUUAUACAAUGUAAACCACUAACUAAAAUAGCAGAGAUUUUUCUAUGAAACAUUCAAAUAAACAGAUUUCAGCUAGUUUUCAGUUAGCUAGCUUUCAGUUGUGCAAUCAUAACAGGUUUCAAUUGGCUA
Molecule: messenger RNA, 3467 nt
Organism: Gambusia affinis (western mosquitofish)
Lineage: Eukaryota; Metazoa; Chordata; Actinopteri; Cyprinodontiformes; Poeciliidae
Gene: il1rapl2
Product: interleukin 1 receptor accessory protein-like 2
Exons: 19
Coding region: 342-2534 (730 amino acids)
Biological process (GO): signal transduction
Molecular function (GO): interleukin-1 receptor activity
Source: RefSeq, a predicted model, not a curated record